AUGGCACAUAAAUUUCAGAUAGUUUUCAGUUUUAUGCUUGGAAGUCUUCUAGUGCAUGUGCAGGGUAGCGGUGUUUUACCUGCACUUCCAGGAGGAAUUGCUUACACUAGAGCCAUACCUUACAACGUACCACCGUUUGCAGCAGCCGUGAGUUUCCUGCGCACUGGACCCAAAGCAGUGAUAGCACCGGCUGCUGCCCUUCUGCCUCCUCAUCUACACGCACGUCAUGGGCCUGUGAUUGCACCGCACGUCCAUGCCGCUCCAGCGCCGUUCUAUCCAGCUGUAUCACCACCUCUUGCAGUGGCUCCCCACAUAGCUCCAGUUGCAUUUGGUGGUGUGCCUGCGAUUCUACCGCAUGCUGCUUCUCCAGUGCCACAUGUAGGUGUGCUACCAGCACCACAUGCUCAUAUUCUGCCACAUGCACAUGUGGCACCUGCUCUACCAGCUCCAGUACCUGCUCCGCAUGUUUAUCCGUAUGUAGCUCAUCCAGCUCAUGCGUUUGUACCAGCUCCUCAUCAUGUGCAUGCUUAUGCAGCGCCUGCGGUACAGCCAGCUCCUCAUGUGCAAGCGCUUCCGCAUGUUCAUGGACCAGCUGCGUUCGCGCCCUUGGUAGCGCGCGGUCAUUUGCAUCAUCAUGAUUCUUUACAUCAUCAUCGACGAUGA
This is a messenger RNA of Dalotia coriaria, 663 nucleotides long. RefSeq names its product nematocyst expressed protein 3-like. The transcript is spliced from 2 exons. Lineage: Eukaryota; Metazoa; Arthropoda; Insecta; Coleoptera; Staphylinidae. Bases 1 to 663 code for a protein of 220 amino acids. The record is from RefSeq and is a predicted model, not a curated record.